Molecule: messenger RNA, 837 nt
Organism: Neospora caninum
Lineage: Eukaryota; Apicomplexa; Conoidasida; Eucoccidiorida; Sarcocystidae
Exons: 6
Coding region: 1-837 (278 amino acids)
Source: RefSeq, a predicted model, not a curated record
AUGCCGCGAGCCGAAGAGAGCGCGCCGAAGACCGCUCGGCGGCGCGACUUGGUCGUGAAAUUCCUCAUUAUGGCGGCUCUCUUCGCGGUCUCUGCUUCAGCCGUCGUCACAUUCUACUUUCAGUUGCCAGGCUUGUCUGCGAGCUCGCGGGAAGAACUUCUUCGCUUUCUGCCCUCCUCGCUGAGUGAGGGAAGCAAGCUGCGGCGCAUCGAGAACGUUCGCGGCAUUUUUCACGUCUUCGCCCAGUACAAAGAGGAGCACCCCGCGGCCACUCUGCUCUUCCUGUCCUCGUGCUACCUCCUGUACCAGGCCUUCCCACUCUUCAUGAUCACCUUCACCGGAACUUCCACGCUGGUGACGAUCCUCCUCGGCGCGAUGUUUUCCCCCCUGGUGGCUUUCUGCACGGCGAACGUGUUGGCUGCCAUCGGCCCCUCUGUGGCGUUCUUCAUGUUCCGUUGGGUCGGAAAACCCAUCGUGCUUUUCCUCGUUCCCGAGAAGCUCAGGAAACUACAGAAAGUUUUGCAUCCCUCUGCACACGCGCGGAGCCCCUCAGCGGGUUUGCGAGACGGGACGACCGGACAACACCGCACUGGACCAGGACAACGCCGGCGUUUCGACGUGGAUCUCUUCCUGACGGUGCUCUUCUUGCGCGUUUCUCCGGUCUUCCCAAAUCUCUUUAUCAACGCAGCAGCACCGCUGCUCGAGGUUCCGUUUGACGUCUUUUUCACGGCUACCCUCUUCGGUCUGAUGCCGAAUACGAUUCUCUUUGUAUCGAUGGGGAGCGCUUUGACUUCACUCGACUCUCUGAACAGCAGUAAGGAGUUCCUUGGUUUCUAA